Melampsora larici-populina 98AG31 is the source of this 1263-nucleotide messenger RNA. RefSeq lists its product as uncharacterized. The coding region runs from base 1 to 1263 and encodes 420 amino acids. NCBI's taxonomy places the organism in Eukaryota, Fungi, Basidiomycota, Pucciniomycetes, Pucciniales, Melampsoraceae. The transcript has 2 exons. The record is from RefSeq and is a predicted model, not a curated record.
AUGUCGCUGAUCCCUUUUACCUCCCCUCCCACCCCUCGAAAUGGUCAAUUGCCAGUCGAAGUGGUUGAACUCAUUCUUCAAGAACUCAUGGCGCAAAACCGUGUCAUAGCUGCUGAUCCCACCAAUUGCGCCAAUACUUCGUCCUUGCAUCACGUCGAUGUUACCCGCCUUCUUCAAUUACGUUUAAUAGGCAAAUCCUGGGAUAAUGCAAUCCUGCCUAUCAUUUUUCGAGGAUUGCGCUUGACUCGCAACAAAAUGACCAGUAGUCUUGUCCGCAUCUGGACGGCCUCUUACCUAACUCCUGGUUUUCCGCAUUUGAACCGACUCUAUCUUGAUGGCCUUCGACAUCUGAUGCCAAAUUCUGAACUCAUCCUUAACAAAACUUCACAUAGUCCAACUUUGAAUCACACAUUUUCCAUUUUACCUCACAACGCUGCCUCAAUAAUUAAUUUAUGCCGAUCCACCAUCACGCACCUAAAACUACGCUUUGUCGACUGCGUCGGUUUUACCCCCGAAUUGUUGAAUCCUAUCAUAUCUAGUCCGAGCCUUCACACCCUCAACAUAUCGGGUUCCCGGUCCUCGGAAACAACUCACGAUUUCAACAGCACCAAAUCCUUAUUAGAGGCCAUUCCGGGGUUGCAAUCCUUAUCUUUGAAUUUUUCAUGUCGUUCAAUGAACAUAGCACACACUUCCCUCUCUAACCUGGAACACCUUUGGUUCUCAUGCGACCCCAAUAACUUACACACAGCCACCAAUAUCUGCUGUUCCGUAGCCAGAAGAAUUACAUGCCUUGAGUUAUUCCCACAGGCAAACCCUAAUCCGGCAGCCUCAAUUCCCCUGGGACUCAAAGAUACGCUCGAGGUCCUAUUCGUGGUUUCAAUCCCCGAUUGUGUCCCGCGCAUAACCCGUCGCACUUCUUUUUCAAAGCUUUGGGUUUUACGCAGUGAAUACUGCAAGACCAAUUCUUUAUAUCUCAAUGUUAAAUGGUUAAAAUGGCCUUUGUUGCAAUUGAUUGAAGUACUCGUAACCAGUUAUUGGCAUGGUAACGCGUAUUGGCGCAAUAUCCUGACUCACAUCGACAUUGCAACCAUCACCAUUCCAUCAAAAUUACAACACAUUGUGUUCACAACGCCUCAAGGCCCAGAACUUAGCGAUCCCGAACUCGUGGAAGCUUUCCAGAAGAUUGGACUCAAAUGCCACUUUGUAUUUCCAUUAACUCGUGGUGAAAUCAUGACACUUGCGGACUUAUUGCAAUCCGAGUGA